Molecule: messenger RNA, 2769 nt
Organism: Salvia hispanica
Lineage: Eukaryota; Viridiplantae; Streptophyta; Magnoliopsida; Lamiales; Lamiaceae
Product: potassium transporter 11
Biological process (GO): potassium ion transmembrane transport
Cellular component (GO): membrane
Molecular function (GO): potassium ion transmembrane transporter activity
Source: RefSeq, a predicted model, not a curated record
CUGUGAAAUCUGUGGACUCUCUUCUCUCUCUCUCUCUCGUGAUAGAGGAAGAAGGCGACAGAGUAUUAGAGAGAGAAGGCUCUGACUCAUUUUAGCAUGCGGUCCCCAUGAAACUGUUCACUUCUUUUCAGAAGAGCUAAAUUACUCACUACUUCCUUCUCUCUUCCUGCAUACCUUAAUUCCGACUCAGGAUUUUGAAUUUUGGUCGCUCAAUUCUCAGCUUAUGGAGGGCUGAAAUGCUCGUUUUCUCGAUUUUAUUGUGGGUUGUGGAAUUCAAUUUUCCAGCUGGUUAUCUAACCACUUAUUUGCUAACGACCUUUGGGGGGGUUUCAAAACUGCAUAGCGAAGUUGGAAUUGUUUAAUAAGAGUGAAGGCGAUGGAAUGUGGAGAUGAAUUUGAUGCAGAAAAUGAAACUACUAGGGGAAGUAUGUGGGUUUUGGACCAGAAGCUUGAUCAGCCUAUGGAUGAGGAGGCUGGAAGGAUUAAAAAUAUGUAUAGAGAGAAGAAAUUCUCGGCACUUUUGCUGUUAAGGCUUGCAUUCCAGAGCCUCGGAGUGGUUUAUGGAGACUUGGGAACAUCGCCCUUAUAUGUGUUCUAUAACACUUUUCCUCAUGGAAUUGAAGAUCCGGAGGAUAUUGUUGGUGCACUUUCAUUGAUUAUUUACUCCCUUACGCUGAUACCUCUGCUUAAAUAUGUGUUCAUUGUGUGUAAAGCAAAUGACAAUGGUCAAGGAGGAACGCUUGCUCUUUAUUCUUUACUCUGUCGACAUGCUAAAGUCAAAACAAUUCCCAACCAACAUCGGACUGAUGAGGACCUUACAACAUACAGUCGAAGCACAUUCCAUGAACAUUCACUUGCCGCAAAAACCAAGAGAUGGCUGGAAGCCCAUGCAUUUAGAAGGAAAGCCCUUCUUAUUUUAGUACUUGUUGGGAACUGCAUGGUGAUUGGAGAUGGGAUUCUCACCCCUGCAAUUUCUGUUCUCUCAGCUUCUGGUGGGAUCAAGGUGAAUCAUCCGAAGAUGAGCAGUGAUGUGGUUGUGCUUGUUUCGGUUGUCAUAUUGGUUUGCUUGUUCAGCGUGCAACACUAUGGCACAGAUAAAGUUGGCUGGCUUUUUGCUCCAAUUGUGCUGCUGUGGUUUGUCAUGAUUGGAGGCAUUGGCAUCUUCAAUAUAUAUAAGUAUGACAGCUCAGUUUUGAGAGCCUUUUCUCCUGUGUACAUAUAUCGCUACUUAAGAAGUGGAAGAGGGGAAGGUUGGACAUCCCUUGGGGGGAUUAUGCUAAGUAUCACAGGGACAGAAGCACUUUUUGCUGAUCUUGCCCAUUUUCCACUUUCUGCUAUACAGAUUGCUUUUACGACAGUUGUGUUUCCUUGCCUUCUACUUGCUUAUUCUGGGCAAGCAGCAUACCUAAUGGAAAACAAAGACCAUGUGAUAGAUGCCUUUUACCGGUCAAUUCCAGAAAGAGUGUACUGGCCAAUGUUUAUUAUUGCAACUUUAGCUGCUAUUGUUGCUAGUCAAGCUUCCAUAUCGGCUACUUUUUCAAUAAUAAAACAGGCCCUUGCAUUAGGAUGUUUCCCAAGGGUCAAUGUUGUACAUACAUCAAAAAAGUUCCUCGGGCAGAUUUAUGUUCCUGACAUGAAUUGGAUCCUAAUGCUUCUGUGUAUUGCUGUUACUGCCGGAUUCAGAAAUCAAAGUCAAAUUGGCAAUGCUUACGGUACAGCAGUUGUGAUUGUUAUGCUCGUGACGACUCUCCUGAUGAUCCUUAUAAUGUUACUAGUUUGGCACUGCCACUGGAUGCUGGUUCUACUGUUUGCGUUCCUUUCUCUAGUCGUGGAGUGUACAUAUUUCUCAGCUGUGCUUCUCAAGGUCAAUCAAGGUGGUUGGGUGCCACUUGUGAUAGCUUCUGCCUUUCUAGUUAUCAUGUGUGUCUGGCACUAUGGUACUGUUAAAAGAUAUGAGUUUGAGAUGCAUAGUAAGGUAUCUAUGGCUUGGAUUUUGGGGCUCGGUCCUAGCUUAGGAUUGGUCCGUGUGCCUGGAAUUGGACUUGUGUACACCGAACUAGCCAGUGGCGUGCCUCAUAUCUUCUCACACUUCAUCACGAACCUCCCAGCUAUACACUCAGUGGUAGUAUUUGUGUGUGUGAAGUACCUUCCAGUGUACACAGUCCCAGAAGAAGAAAGGUUUCUCGUGAAACGCAUCGGCCCCAAAAACUUCCACAUAUUCCGUUGUGUGGCAAGAUAUGGCUACAAGGACCUUCACAAGAAAGAUGAAGAUUUCGAGAAGAAGCUAUUCGACAGUCUGUUCAUGUUUGUUCGGCUCGAGUCCAUGAUGGAAGGCUGCUCCGGUUCUGAUGACUACAGCUUGUAUGGACAGCAGAUGGGUGCAUCCACAUCAGACUGUGACCUUACAUUCUCAUCAGUCGAGUCCAUUGUCCCUGCUAGGUCCCAAACACAGAUAAGCAACACGAUCAGUUCAACAAUUGCAGAUAUAGAAGAGGAUGAACUGGAGUUCCUGAGUAAAUGUAGGGAUGCAGGGGUGGUUCAUAUCAUGGGAAACACUGUUAUUAGAGCAAGAAGGGAGUCUAGGAUAUACAAGAAAAUUGCUAUUGAUUAUAUAUAUGCUUUCCUUCGAAAGAUUUGCAGGGGAAAUAGUGUAAUUUUCAAUGUACCUCAUGAAAGUCUGUUGAGUGUUGGGCAGAUUUUCUUUGUAUAGAUACACAAAAUGACUUCAUAGUUCAAGCUUUGCUGAUAUGGCUACUCUAUUUCAUUUCA